AUGGAGACGCGUGGCCCUUCCCGGGCGCAAGGCGCCGCCGGAAGCCGCUGGCUCAGCGGCCGCGGGUCUCCAGCCGCCGGAGGUGCGGAGGAGCGGUCCCGCGGGCGGAUGGACCGCGGCGGUGGGGCCCGGCCGUUGGAGGACGGCGAGGACGAGGACGAGGAGGAGCGACAGGGCUGCAUGGCGGCCUCGCAAGUCUCCAGAUUGCCCCCCAUCGAGGGUUGCACCUCAGAACUGAACAAACAGAAGGUGAAGAAGAAAAAAAAGAAGAAAAAGACCAAGAGGUCGGGCAAAGGGGACGAUAAACACCAGAGUCAAGGCAUGAAGACUCAGCAGCUGUCUCCAACCUUCCAUGACAUACUAGGUCCCAGCAAAGAUCACGGCCCGGGGCCAGAGCACAGGCAGAACAGGGAUGAAAGCAAGCUCUUCUCCUACUCCACCACUGUAAGCCUCCCCCACUUUGUCGAAAUAGAAGAGACCCUUUCCAACCAGGUCAAUGAAAGUCUGCGCUGGGAUGGCAUUCUUGCCGACCCAGAGGCUGAGAAGGAAAGGAUUCGCGUUUACAAGCUGAACCGGAGGAAGAGGUACCGAAUUUGGGCCCUGAAGGGCUUGCACUCUGACCCCGGUGCCGCGGAGACCCCCGAGGACCCAGCCUACCUCUCGGAUCAGCACAGUGGCAGCAGCAGGCAGCUGACGGCCAAGGGCCCCAACCACUGCUCCGAAGGAAGCCUCGUGUCGACGGACAUACCACCCUGAAUGUGCCCAAUCUCAUCUGAUCUCGGAAGCUAAGUGGGGUCGGGCCUGGCUAAUACUUGGAUGGGAGAAGGAAACCUUAUCCCGAAGCUCCUCCACUCCGACUUCCCUGCUGCUCUGCUGGAGCCAAAGCCCACCCAUGACCCGGACAAGCUUAUGAUUUAUCCUUCCCACCAGUCUAUGUGUUACAACUGUGUCUAUACGUAAAUAAAGGGAAAUCAGACUUAGCUCUGAAGGAA
Messenger RNA from Odocoileus virginianus texanus, 992 nucleotides. It is a transcript of the gene LIAT1, whose product is annotated as ligand of ATE1. Gene Ontology annotation, biological process: protein arginylation. The record is from RefSeq and is a predicted model, not a curated record. NCBI's taxonomy places the organism in Eukaryota, Metazoa, Chordata, Mammalia, Artiodactyla, Cervidae.